This is a messenger RNA of Phytomonas sp. Hart1, 988 nucleotides long. NCBI's taxonomy places the organism in Eukaryota, Euglenozoa, Kinetoplastea, Trypanosomatida, Trypanosomatidae. The record is from the annotation of a GenBank genome assembly.
UGAUUACCCUGUAUUCUCUUGGAUAUCUACAGGAAUAUUUUAAACCAAUAAGAAGGAGCAAAGAGCGCUUAAGAGGAAUGGACUCGGAGGAGCUGAGCGCGCUUCGCACUGAACUUCUUCGGCAAAAGGUAGUCUUUGCUGCAGAGCUGCGCCGCCAGCGCGAGGAGUUCGAGGAGCGUUUGGACGGCAUCGCACAGGUCCUCGCCGAGCGCGACGCGGACUGCCGUAAUUUGCAGGCGGUCGUGACCAUCCUAGGCAAAAAGUUGGACCUCUUCUCGAAGCAGCUGAACGAACAGAAGGCCCGAGGGACGCCGCUGCGGCGAACCCCCUCGAAUUGUCGACCCUCGUUGAACUACCUAUUAGAGAGCAGCCGCCCAGGGACCGGCAAAAAAAACACCGAAAGGGUUCUUCCGAUGUCGGAGGAAUCACACCGAAUGCACCCCAAUCCAUCCUCCACCAACCCGCCCGAUCUGCUGAGGCUUAAUUUGGUUUCUUCCCUAAAGUCUUUAAGCCGCGCAAGCAGCCCGUUUAGCGAGUACCACUCACGUGCGGAUAGCGGGGUUGGCGUUCUUAGCGCUCGCGGGGUGAAUCCCAAUCGCUCCCUUAUUCGAGCGUCCACAAAAACACCCAGCUUACGGAAUGAACCCACACGCAGUGCAGAAAAGAAGGAGUUAGGAGGGAGCAAUUCCGAUCUUCAUCCAAACCGCUCCAGCACUCGGCGCAAAAACGGCCUGCUUAGUCUAAGAACCCCAAAGGGGAGCAUGAAGCUGUAGAAUCCUCGGCGAUGGUCUUUUUUUUGUUUUCUUUCUGGGAAAGCGUAACGGCAUGAUCAGAGAUAAAUUAGGUACGAGGUGGAUAAUCAGCAAUUUGGUAGUCCACGUGGAGGAAAAAACGGGAGGCUUCUCAUGAUAUUGCUAUUUCCUGUGUUUCUCUCUUUGCAGGACGCCGUAUAGAUAGAAUUUAUUAUAUAUCAUACCCACUUUUUACA